Molecule: messenger RNA, 9399 nt
Organism: Osmia bicornis bicornis
Lineage: Eukaryota; Metazoa; Arthropoda; Insecta; Hymenoptera; Megachilidae
Gene: Oatp30B
Product: solute carrier organic anion transporter family member 3A1
Exons: 15
Coding region: 423-3287 (954 amino acids)
Biological process (GO): sodium-independent organic anion transport; transmembrane transport
Cellular component (GO): membrane
Molecular function (GO): protein binding
Source: RefSeq, a predicted model, not a curated record
GUUAAGAUGGCGUCGGUGAGCCUAGUGCGCAUGCACGAGUUCCUCAAUGGUCGGGCAAAAACACAGCUGGUCUAUGAUCUCCGAAGCAAGCUGACGGUCGAACGUUAUCAAUGUGAUUUUCGUGAAAUUCUUGCCGAUCUACCGGUCAGAUCGUGAGGUCAAGGCGGACGUGUGCGAAAAUUCGUUUAGUGCUCGGCUCUUAGUGUUAGUGAGUGUGUUUAGAUGUAUGCAAAACUCGUUAAUCGCGGUGUCACCACGAGGAUUUUUCACUGCCCUGGAUACAAAGGAGUUUCGUGAGGUGCUUCAAGCGUCCUUUCGGCAGCGGAAGCACGAGGCGAAAAAUGUGGUGUUGGAAGCGGUAAUUCGGCGAACUGGUUAGAAAGGAAGCCGAGGGAGGAAAGGAAGCGGUAGGUAAGGACGAGAUGGCGUCUACAAGCGGGCACAAGAGGAACGGCUCGAGUUCGAGCAUGUUCGCCCACAAACGCACCGAGUCCGGCGGUGGUUUCAUCGGCCACAAACGUUCCGAGAGCGGUCACAAGCGGGCCGAGAGCAUAUCCAGUGCCUUUGGCCACAAACGAUCCGAGAGUGGUCACAAGAGGAACGAGAGCGGCGGUGGUUUCGGGCACAAAAGGUCCGAGUCCGGCAGCAAUUAUCAUGCCGGGCAUCGAAGAAACGAAAGCAUGUACGCGAUGACGGGGCUUUAUGCGGAGAGCACAGGGACAGCCACUGACGAAACUACGGACCCAUUACAGGCUACCGGUAGCAGACUGACCCACGACACUGUGAUCAGGUGUCACAGUAGAAAUCCCAGUUCUGGCCUCGUGGACCAUAGAGAUUUUAUCAUCAAAUGUCACAGCAGGAAUCCAAGUGCUUCCAUGGUGGACAGAACGGAGAAAGAGAGACCACAAACUCCACCAUUUAAUCCGGAUUCGAAGGACUGUGGAAUCCUGAGCUGCAGGCCGGCCUUUAUACAGAGAUUCGCCGGAAUAAAGGUGUUUGUGUUCCUUCUCUCGUUUCUCGUAACGCUGCAACAAGCACUUAGUUCAGGUUACAUUAAUUCUGUGAUCACAACCAUUGAGAAGAGGUUCGAAAUCCCGUCCAGCCUUUCAGGCGUCAUUGCUAGCUCCUACGAAAUUGGAAAUGUCAUCACCGUCAUCUUCGUCAGCUAUCUAGGUAGCCGGAGGCAUAUACCUGUGUGGAUAGCGAUUGGCGCUGUUAUAAUGGGACUGGGAUCGAUGAUCUUUAUGGUGCCACAUUUCACAGCUGAACCCAAUUUGAUGACAGCCGCGAAUAAUUCCAGUUCUGAUAAUAUUUGUCGUGGGGUCUCGUUACGUGAACAGGACAUGGGAUUGGGUCGUUUGUCGUCUGGAUUAUCAUCUCCACCUUUGGCCCCUCACAACAAUUUAAGAGGUGAUAAUUGCAUUCAAGGAUCUCCAUCUACAGCUGGCCCUGUUAUGUUAUUUGUACUUGCUCAGUUAUUAUUAGGCUGUGGUGGUUCUCCUUUGUUUACCCUUGGUACCACUUACAUAGAUGAUCAUGUUCGACCAGAAAGUGCUUCAUUGUAUAUUGGUUGUAUGUACAGUAUGGCAGCAUUUGGACCAGUUUUAGGUUUCCUUCUUGGAGCUUAUUUGUUAUCAUUUCAUAUGGAUUCCUUUUCCGGAACAAUAAUUAGUAUAGAUCCAGGUGAUCAUAGGUGGGUUGGCAUGUGGUGGGGAGGAUUCUUACUCUGCGGUUUACUCCUGAUUCUGGUGGCAAUUCCGUUCUUCAGUUUUCCAAAAACUCUGCAACGAGAGAAGGAGAAAAUACGAAUCAUCGAGAAAACUAAAUCGGCGUCGCAGAAGGAGAAGGAACCAUGCAAGGAACCAAAAAAGGAGAAACUCGAUGAUAGUGGUUACGGGAAAGAUGUGAAAGAUAUUCCUAGAAGUAUGUGGAGGUUGGUGUGCAAUCCAGUGUACGUGGUAACGUGUUUGGGAGCAUGCAUGGAGCUAGUGAUCGUUUCUGGCUUCGUUGUUUUCCUUCCCAAAUACCUGGAAACUCAGUUCAGUCUGGGAAAAAGUCAAGCCAGUGUGUUCACCGGCUCUAUAGCGAUACCGGGGGCCUGUAUUGGAAUCUUCUUUGGCGGAUGUUUGCUCAAACGUUUAGAAUUAAGACCGAAGGGAGCGGUUCAGUUCGUUCUCGUAUCGAACAUCAUAUGCCUGGUGUGCUAUGGCCUCCUCUUUUUCCUCGGUUGUGACAACGUUAAGAUGGCUGGGACCACUAUUCCGUACUUCAACAGCAGCACGAAGGGCCCGGAGCCCUUUCAAGUUAAUCUCACUGCCGCAUGCAACUUUGGUUGCGAAUGUCGAAUGACAGACGUCGAGCCGGUCUGUGGAAACAACGGUCUCACCUAUUUCAGCCCUUGUCAUGCAGGCUGCACUGCCUUCAGUUCGAAAUCAAAUUUCACUAAUUGCGCAUGUAUACAUGGAAAUUUAACAUUGUUGCCUCCCGCAGCACCAGAAUUCGCGGAAGUCACUGUGGUACCGGUAGCCACUGCUGGUCCCUGCACUUCGCCAUGCAGAACUAUAUUCCCUUUCUUAAUCUUACUUUUCUUUAUGACUUUUAUCGUUGCUAUCACUCAGAUGCCUCUAUUAAUGAUAGUGUUGCGGUCAGUCUCGGAAGAAGAGAGGUCGUUUGCUUUGGGCAUGCAAUUCGUAAUCUUCAGACUGUUCGGUUACAUACCUGCUCCUAUUUUAUUCGGUAACUUAAUUGACUCUACGUGCUUACUUUGGAAAAGCACUUGUGGAGAGAAAGGUGGACGAUGUCUUCUUUACGACAUCGAGCAAUUUAGAUAUAGAUAUGUUGGACUUUGUGCCGGCAUUAAGAUUUUAGCUCUGGCUUUGUUCCUUAUCGAUUGGUGGCUGGUUAGGAGGAGAAGACAGAUGGAAGACCAAGCGCCGUCUUUCACUGUUAACGAGUUUGUAGGGUCAAUUAUCAGUCUUGACAAAUUGUUCGAAGAGAAACCGCAUCAUCACAACACUGGAGAUGGGGACGGUGUUUCUCCUAACUCGGAGGUACCCACACCGUCAUCGAUCUCUUCACCAACGGAGCCUACGAAAUCGACGAAUCUCGAGGAGACUGGCUCGUCGAAUCAAACGCAGGAUUCGACGGAGACAGGGAAUCGAUCGAAGAAUUCAAUGAACGUUGAUGUUCCCGACACGAGGCAAGCACCUCUAGCUAUGGAAGAGCCAGACACAGAGGUGAAACCAUUGACCGCUGGUCAAACGGAGAAGCUCGUACGGAACGUUUAAUGUUUAUCUCGUGUUAGUGGCUAUGCAAUUGAAUAUAUCAAAGUGGUGAUAACACGAGUCUGUGGCAAAUUGUUUUAAGGUCAACUAUGAGACUUUAAGAAGAUGAUGAUCAUGGCUUACAGAAACGACGGACCUUCAAACACCUCUAGAAUCGAAGGUCCAAUUUUAGUUUAACUCUAUUUAUUCUACUUAUUGAUUCUUGAUUACAGGGCCUUACUUCAAUUAUGGCACGGUUAAGUUUCAAUUGUACCUCUGAAUACAAUGUACUGAAUUUAGGAUCGCCGAGGGCGAUUUAAGUACUACAUAUCAAUUUUCUUCGUCAGUUCAAUCACACGAGCAGUAAAUAGGUAAAUGUAGAAGCAGCAAACGCUGUGGAAAAUUAUCAAGCAAAAGGUUGAGACAUAACCUAUGCUUGUUUAUUUUAGAAUUCUUCGUGCUUACACCUGACACCUUCGUAAUAGGUUAUCUAGGUAAGUGAUGGUAGCGUUUUUUGUGAAUGGGGUUUUAUUUAUUGCAUGACCCCUUACAACUCUACCAUAUAGAGUAGAAUAGAGUAUUAUAGUGUGUAUACUAUGAAGCCUAUAAAGUCUAUAGUAUUACAGGAAAUUGAAAUAAGGCCAUAAAAAUUCUGCACAACUGUAGCAGUUUAUUCUGAUAGAAUCUUAGUUACUUUAGAAUCUUUCAUUCUUAAAAGAGUGGAAUAAGUAGAGAUAUACUAGACUUGGAGCUUCAGUUUCAGGGUCCUAAUUAAUUUUAGACCCGAGUUCCUUUGUAAAUUAUAGAUGGUGCGGAGAAUCGCCUAUGUAAGUCAUAAUUAUUACCUUUUUAACUCUUUGUACAAGGUACCUAUAUUAUUAACCCUUUGCACUUCGAUUUUUCCAAACAGGAUAGUACAUUUAUUCUGGUUAAUUUUAAAAUGAUCGUUACAGAAAAUACAGAUUGUGAAAAAUGACAAGUUCGCGAAUAUUUUUCAUUAUUUCAAUACUAAAACUGGUACAAAUUUUCUGAAUGUAGUUCAAAACUAAAUCAUUGUACCUGAGAUACUUGUUUGGAGUGCAAAGGGUUCUAAGGGGGUAAAAUAUUAUAACUUUGAAUAAAAUGUGCUCGAGUGAUUUGUACACACACACACACAAGCGUAUGGUGCUAAUAUACUUUUUUAACGAGUUCGAAAGACAAAGAAUUAUCUCAUAUCGUUCCGUACACUAUCGAAAUACAGAUUUAAAUUACGUUGAAGGUGUUAAGUGAAUCGUCUAUUCUCGCAUACACUCGGCGCGCCGAAUGACAAAUAUUUUUGCGUGAAAGAGGAAUCACACUGGUUUUAUCGGACGAAAUGAUUUGCCACAGAUUUGUCUUCUAUGGUUUGGCUAUUUUUUAGGAACUAAUAUAUAUAUAUAUAUAUAUCACUAGGGUGUACAUUUUUACGGUGAUGCGAUAUAUAUGUCAAUAAGUAGGAACUUAAUAGGUGAACUACAGCUCGUUUCGGUCAAAGCAGCUUGAAAUUAACUUAAAAAAAGCGCUGUCUGAAACGAGUUUCGAUGAAACGAGCCUUGCACGGUUUGAAAAAGGAAAAAGGAAAAAGAAAAAACGAGCGAAAGGAAAAAUUAGGAAAGGAAUGGCCAACAAGGACAAAAGAGAUACACUGUAAAUAUAAAAAUUCCUGCCUUAAGAAAUACAAGACUAGACAAACGUAUAUUUAACAAACAAACAAAAAAAAAUAUAACUGAUUAAGCGAACGAUAGAUUUAACUAUCUAUAAAUAUGAAUAUCAUUAUAAUUGCAGAUCGAGAACUGCGAUUUAUUUUAUAACUAUAGCGUUAGGCUUUCUCAUGAAACAAAAGAAAAAAAAAUGAAGUAGUCAAUUUAACGUGUAGCAAUGUAUAAGAAAAAGAACAAAAAAAAAAUAGAAUUUAACACGACGAUCGUAAGAUCGUAAACUCGUUUACAAGAUAAUUUUUUGACACGAUGCAAUAGCCGUACGAUUUUUAUUCUUCGCAAACGGAAAGUCGACGAAAUCACGCUUUCUUUUCUUCUUAUUUUUUUUUCUUUUUUUUUUUUAACGAAGCGACACACGAUCUCUAACGUUUCUUUCCUUCCGAAACGAUCCGUAUCGAGCGAUACUACAAAGUUAAGAAGCUUUCGGAACUUCGAAUGCAAGCGUGCGAAUCUUUAUUUACGUUUUCUUGUAUACACUUCGUGUCCUCUGCGUAGGAGCGAAUUAUGCUUCCAAGCAACGAAACGAAAGGAUGUAUGUAAGAGGAACAAUCGAGGUUUAGUUGACGAACGAUGGCCUCGCAAGGGUCAAUCGAGGAAAUCCGAUUUUACACCAUUGGACUCGCUUCUUCUUAAAGAGAGUCCGCUCGUUGUUUUGUACCUGAAUGCCUCUCGUAUCAAUUUCGAUGUAACAAAACAAUGAAAGAAACUAUGUAGAAAAAAGAAAACUCACUCAGGAAAAUGAAAUUCUAUAGGGUGUAAGAAGCACCGUUUGAUUCAGUGGAAAGAUAUAUAGAGAAGAGACACGAGUAAGUGCAAAAAAAAAAGAAAAAAAUACAAAAAAAGGAAUCCUAGCUUAAGAGAGAAAAUUAAGAAAAAGAAAAAUAUAAUGUUACUCCUAUCAGCUCAAUUUUGUUUUAAGCAAAGUAACGUUGAACCGAAGAAAUUUUACCACAAUGAACGUUUUAACCAGAUUGAUAAAUAAGAGAAUUCUAUUCGCAUGAAAUUCAUGAUUUCAACCGUUUUUCUCAGUCGCUUCGGGGUAUGAAAUCGUUUUACAAGAUAAAUAUAUAUAUAUAUAUACACACACACAUUAUGCUUAAAUUAGGAUGAAGCAAAGAGAAAUGAAAGAGUAUAGUCUUAAUUUUUACACGGUCUCGAUAAACUAAUAUGCUGACGUUGUCUACAGCAUUUACUUACGUUUAAACACUUAACCAUAUGUACCGAUAUAUCUCGCACGCUGUUUGACCCGCGUCACUGUCAAUUUUUCAAAAUGUGUAGUUACACGCUACUCUAUUAUAUAUAUAUAUAUAUUUUAGAGGGAAAAUUUUGAUGUAUGAACGAUCGUGUAACGUCCGCAGGGUCGAUCGUUCGAAUGAUUUUAAGAGGCCGUGAUGAUCUCUCCUAAACCGCGUAUUGUCAAGAACUUAUUAUAUUAUACAUAACUACUUUGUGAUAUAGAAACAAAGUCGAACGAUAGGCUUUGCCGGACGUGUGUAGAGGAUUUAAAGAAGGGAAAAAUGUGCUGUGAAUAAUAGAAAAGGAAAUUAUGAAAGAAAGCGGGAAAGGAAUGCGCGUCGAAUCAAAUUUCAUUUGCAAUUUACAGACUGAAUUAUAUUAUUUAUUCAGAUAAAUAGUAUUCUUACAAUCGCUAAUUGAAACCAUUUACAAAUCCAGAGGAAUUUUAUCAUUUCUUGUUAUACUACACACUCUUGUUAUUGAAAUUAAAACCUGGCUAAUAUUAUAAAAUUAUUUUUUCUACAAAAUGCUAUUUAUCUAAACAAAUGAUAUAAAUCAGCCUUCACGCAUUGUCUUGUCGAGUGAUUAGGAGGGAUGUCAAUUGUUCACGUCAUCCGCCGCAACUGUACAUAGAAAAUUAGUUAGAACGAUUUUCUAUCGAGCAAAAUCGGGAUGAAAGAGUACGCGUUACGUGUAAAGUACGCGAUUCAAUUAGGAUUUGCGAUCGUCGAACAAAUGAUCACACGGUUCUGUUUCUACGAGGAUAUUUUUUUAGUCGAGAGGGUGCGAACGAUUCGAUCGCCUCCCGCGCAAUAUUUACAUAGAUCGUGUUACUUAAAUCAUUUUUUUUUUUUUAUACAUAAUUUUCUCGGUAUUAUAUAUUUUGUAGCUAAUCAUGCGAGCGUGCAAAAAUCGUUUUUCUUAUAUUUUAAAUGCGUCCGAUGGUUUGAUACCAGGGUUAAUAUAAUCGAACAUUGAAACAAAGUGAAAGAAACUCAUAGUAUAAUUAUAGUUUUAUUACAACCAAGCAUUAUAUAUUUUUCAAUGCUGGUUUGCCAUGAAUCUUCAAUUUCAAGCGGCACAGAACUUGUUCAUACAAAUAUCUAUUCUCAAUUUCAUUUAUCCAUCAUUAUUUCUAUAAUUAUUAUUAUUACAGCGCUUUGAUUAUCUAUUAUACUAGUAUACUCAUCUUUAGUUAGUUAGUUUAAUUACGUUUAUUUGUAGCUUAUUAAACGUUUAAUCAGGAACGAUAUAUGUUUCUGUUUCUUUUUCCUUUCUUUUUCGGUCGUACGAUUUUGAUUUAUUGUACGUAACACAUUCCCAAGUUACAGUUAAAAAAAGGAACAGAAGCGAAAUAAUAAAAGAAAAAGAAAAUUAUAAAAAAAAAAAAAAAUUAUAUAUAUAUAACAGAGUUUAGAGAGGGUUGCGUUUAAAGUAUUAGGUAGGAAGUUCUAAAACAAAUAUAGCGACGAAAAUUAAAUUAAAGAAUGUUGUGUACAUAGAUAUUGACUAUUGUAUAUGAUUAAUAUAAACUGCUUAUAGAUGUAAUGUAUUUUUUGUAGGGACCAUAAUAUAUAAACAGAACAAUAUGAGACGUGUUAGAACGGUACUGAUAAGAGUGAUAUAAAGAUAUGAAUAGAAAUGGUUCUAUGCGAAGUUUCGUGAAAAAGAAAAAAAAAAGCAAUACCCGUUUGCUUAUGGGAGGAGAGACGAGAUGAGUGUCCUGAGAAUUAUGAAUUCAGAGAUAUAUUAUAAAAGCUCAGUAAAGAAAAUUUAGAGGUACACCAUGUCGAGUGUUUACGAUCUGCUAAGAAUGAUAAACGAUUAUAUUUUCUUUGUACAAUUCGUGGAAGAGGUCCGUUUAAUGAAUUCGAUCUUUUCUGCGAGUCAAAUACUUUGGGCCUCGAAAAUUGAAGUUAAUUAUCGUCCAAGGCUGCUUCUGACUGAGCCCAUUAAUGGAAAUCAUCUUAAAUUAAUAUUGUUCUGGGAUGGUUUCUUAUUUAUUUAACACUUUGGUGUACAUUUUGUAGAUUCUAUGAAUUGCAAUUUUAGAAAAUUAUAAAAGGCCCCAUAUUAUAAAUUUGAGUAACAUUUAUAAUAAAAUUACAAUUAAAUUUGUAGAUAUAGCAAUUUUUGAUCAAAUUCCAUAGCAACAAAAUUUGGGAAAAAUAUAAAGGAAUGCAGUAUGCAGCCUUGAACGAUCAAUUAAGAUUCAAAACAAUAUGGAAUGAUUAAAAUUCUUAGGAAGGAGGAUUUUAUUUAUAAACUUAUAAAACAUAGGUGGUCCUGUAUCCAUGUGACCAAAGUUUGUCUGAAAAUGAUGAAAAGGAUUAUGUUGAAUGAGUCUGAAAGCAUUUUAGUCUGAUUCCAGCAAUUUCUAAAACGAUGCCAUUUCAUUACACGAACAAAGACACAUACACACGCAUACACACUGUACGUUACUUUGUUAUAUAUCGAAUAUUGUACGAAUUCUUACAAAAAGAAAUCGCUUGAAUUUAGUCGACGAGCAAAUCACCUGGUCGGUGUGGUUUGUCCAUCGGAAAUCAAUCUUUUUUGAUACGCGAAUCGAUGGAAAAAUCAUAAUCGAUCCCGUUGUUGAACACUCGAAAUAAUAUGCCUUAAAAAAUGAAAGAUUAAAAAAAAAAAAGAAGCGUAAUUCAUAAGGAACGCUGACGAUGGUACAAGUGGCGCGUGAAAAUCAAUGGUGACGGACGAUCGUAAUUUGCAGAGAAAAAAAUAUAUAUAUAUAUAUUAUAAAAAUCAUGUUAGAUGUAAGAGAAUCUCGUAUUGUCGAUUGAUUUAUCGUUUUCUCGAUUAACAUAAUUUUAAAAUCCUACAUAGAAAAGUAUGUUGUGCGUGCGCGGUCGAGAAGACACUGUUUUAUGGUUUUUCUUUUAUUCUCUAGAGAGAAUAUUCUCUGUUUUCGUAUCGAACACGUGAAUCUCUUCCUUAGGUUCGAUAACGAACACUGAUUCAAUCGGAAAAAUUAAUUUUUAUUUCAUUCUUCUCCCUCGACCCGGUGAUUAAAAAAUAACGACGACGAUGAUCGUGGUUGUUAUUUCGCACCGCUGGUCGAAACUUAACUUUUUAUUUCCCUCUCUCAGAAGUAAGGCACAAACAAUGUAUUUACAAUGAAUAAAUGUUUUGAAAACUGUUAAACCCUA